Volvox carteri f. nagariensis is the source of this 357-nucleotide messenger RNA. RefSeq lists its product as uncharacterized. The transcript has 2 exons. The coding region runs from base 1 to 357 and encodes 118 amino acids. Lineage: Eukaryota; Viridiplantae; Chlorophyta; Chlorophyceae; Chlamydomonadales; Volvocaceae. The record is from RefSeq and is a predicted model, not a curated record.
AUGGACCCAACGUCCUCCUCCACCGCCUCCCUCCCCCCCUCCUCCACCGCCUCCCUCCCCCCCUCACCACCAAGGCCCCGGGGCCCAACCGGGCCCAGUGCUACCGGAAUGAUAACUGUCUACCGCUGUGCCGACGGCGACACACCGGACGUGGAGACCGAUACGCAGUCCGUCCCACCAAAUGGAGGCGCACGAAUCUGCUGUUUGUUCGUUGUGGCUGUGGUAAUGGUUCUGGCGGUAGUGCUACCGCUCCAGGGGCGGUGCGAGGCGGUGGUUCCGCCCUCACUGCUGCCACCGCCUCAUCCUCGAUACACCAACAACCAGUGCCGUGUGUACGGCAAAUACAUGUACAGUUAA